Messenger RNA from Chinchilla lanigera (long-tailed chinchilla), 4018 nucleotides. RefSeq names its product microtubule-associated protein 7 (gene Map7). Gene Ontology annotation, cellular component: microtubule cytoskeleton. NCBI's taxonomy places the organism in Eukaryota, Metazoa, Chordata, Mammalia, Rodentia, Chinchillidae. Bases 215 to 2548 code for a protein of 777 amino acids. The record is from RefSeq and is a predicted model, not a curated record. Gene Ontology annotation, biological process: microtubule cytoskeleton organization. The transcript is spliced from 18 exons.
GUGCAUGUGGCUGGGGGCGGCUGCUCGGUGAGGGGGAACUGCAGGGCCUCGGUUGCCAAGUGGCUGGUAGUAUCUGUCAGCUGUUUGCACACUGUUUACCCAUAGGGGAUCUAUUACAAGUGCUCAAAUGAACCGGCAGCUUCCUGGGAGCUGCAAUUACAUAAGCAUAUAUUUUUAAUAUAAUAAUAAUUAAAAAACAAGUAGCAGCAGCGGUAUGCCUGGAUCAGCUACAGCUAUCCGACAAGAGAGACUGAAGAAGACCAAUGCAAGGCCAAUUCCUCUUGGUUUAUUCACCAUUAAUGAGGAAGAUGAACAGCCAAAGAAUGGAAAUUCCAGAAGACCGAAAGCGCCUGACAGCUAUAAAGUGCAAGAUAAGAAAACUGCCCCCAACCGCCCUGCCGCGACAAUUUCGGGACAGAACAGCAGCCACUCAGGAAGUAAACCAGACCCUCCACCUGUGCUACGGGUUGAUGACCGACAGCGGCUGGCCCGGGAGCGACGCGUGGAACGGGAGAAGCAGCUAGCUGCGCGAGAAAUGGUCUGGCUGGAAAGAGAAGAGCGAGCCAGGCUACACUAUGAGAAACACCUGGAAGAGCGGAAGAAGAGGCUGGAGGAGCAGCGGCUGAAGGAAGAGCGGAGGAGGGCUGCGGUGGAGGAAAAGCGAAGGCAGAGGCUAGAGGAGGAUAAGGAGCGCCUUGAAGCAGUUGUACGGCGUACAAUGGAAAGGAGCCAGAAACCCAGACAGAAGUACAACCGAUGGUCCUGGGGGGGCGCUCUCCACAGGAGCCCCAGCAUCCGCAGCUCAGAUCCAGACAGGCGGUCAGUUUCCACCAUGAAUCUUUCGAAACAUGUUGAUCCCGUCAUUAGCAAGCGGCUCUCCUCCUCAUCUGCAACCUUGCUAAAUUCUCCAGAUAGAGCUCGCCGCCUGCAGCUCAGCCCCUGGGAGAGCAACGUUGUUAACAGACUCCUGACGCCCACACAUUCGUUCCUGGCUAGAAGUAAAAGCACAGCUGCUUUGUCUGGAGAUGCAGUUAUCCCCAUUUGUCCUCGUUCAGCAUCUUGCAGCCCCAUCAUCAUGCCCUUCAAAGCUGCACACUCUAGAAAUCCAGUGGAUCGACCAAAACUCUUUGUAACACCGCCCGAGGGCUCUGCGCGCAGGAGGACUGUUCAUGGCACCACGGGCCAUAAAAGAGACAGAGAAAAUGUACCCUUCCAUCUUACAUCUGGUAUCCGAAGGGCUCUAUCUCCAGCUAAUCCCAAAGCAAGAUCGCCAGCGCCCUCCCGGCUCUGGCUCCCCUCCAAGUCCUUCCCGCACUUGCCUGGCACACCCCGACCGGCGUCCUCCUUGCCUCCUGGCUCGGUCAAAGCUGCCCCCGCUCAGGCCCGGCCCCCAUCCCCUGGCAACAUCCGCCCUGGCAAGAGAGAAGCCAAAGUGGAACCGGAGAAGAAGGAGCCCGAGAAGGAACCUCAGACCGUUGCCAAUGAGCCCUCACUAAGGGGCCGAGCACCGCUAGUGAAGGUAGCAGAAGCCACAGUCGAAGAGACGCCUGCGGAGCCUGAAGCUGACACUGCUGCUCCAGCGCAGGUUCCCGCUCCAGCCCUGGCUCCGGCUCCAGCUCCAGCCCCGGCUCCAGCCCCAGCCCUGGCUCCAGCCCCAGCACCGGCUCCAGCCCCAGCUUCCGUCCCUGCCGCCCCAUCCGCUGUGACCACCAGCGCCGCCCCUAAGGUCUCUGCGGGCACCACAGACCCUGAAGAGGCCACGCGGCUGCUGGCUGAAAAGAGGCGGCUGGCCCGAGAGCAGAGAGAGAAGGAGGAAAGGGAGAAGAAGGAGAAGGAAGAGCUGGAAAGACAGAAGAAAGAGGAAUUGGCUCAAAGGGUGGCAGAGGAGCGAGCCCGCCGGGAGGAAGAGGCCCGCAGGCUGGAGGCCGAACAGACCCAGAGGGAGGAGCAGCUGCGCCAGGAGCGGGCGCGCGCGGAGACCGAGCGUGCACAGAAGCAGAAGGAAGAAGAGGCCCGAGUUCGUGAGGAAGCCGAGAGGGUCCGGCAGGAGCGAGAGAGACACUUCCAGAGAGAGGAGCAGGAGCGCCUGGAGCGGAAGAAGCGGCUUGAGGAGAUUAUGAAGAGAACCAGGAGGACAGAAGCCGCAGAUAAGAAAACCAUUGACCAGAGAAAUGGUGACAUAGCCAGAGGAGCUCUUGCUGGAGGAACAGAGGAAGCUGCACUCCCAUGUGUCACAAACUCACCAGGAAGUGGAGAACCGGCCCCUAGCCCACAUGUGGACACCUCGCACCAACCCAGAAUGACCGUGGAGAGUGCUCCUAAUUUAGAAAGACAACCAAAUGAAAAUGGAGUAUCUAUGGAGAAUGAAAAUUUUGAAGAAAGUAUAACCUUACCUAUCGCAUCUAAGCCAUCAAGAUUAGAUGUCAUCAACAGGGAGAACCCAGAAAUUCCUUUGAAUCCAAUUUUGGCCUUCGAUGAGGAAGGGACGCUUGGGCCCCUGCCUCAGGUAGAUGGGGUUCAGACACAGCAGACUGCAGAAGUUAUAUGAGCAUUUCUUCUGAUGCACCAAAGCAGAAAUUGAGUAAGAGUUUCUACGAUUAAUGGAAUUCCUUUCAUGCCACAAAGGAGCAUCCCCUCUUCCAGUUUUCUAAAGAUUGCUUGACCAUCAUUUUGAAAAGACGUUUUAAAACCAGCUAAUGACAACAGACUGGAUAGCUUUUCUAAUAAUUUUCGCCAACAGAAAGAAAUAAAUGCUCCUUAUUCUACAGUACUUUAAAAUGGCUUUUUCCAGUGUGUUCCUUCUUAGCAAAUCGAUAUUUUUCUGCAUCCUUUAAAAGACAAGAGCAUUCAACUCUAAAAGAAAUGGGCUGACUAAGCAUGAUUUUUCACAGAGCUAUUUUGUUCUUAGAAGCUUAACAUAUAAAAUUGGCAAAAAAAAUUACCUUUUACAAUAUAAUACUUGAAAAAGAAGUACCUCUUUUCUCUACAAGUAGAGUGACUAGAGGAGGUGUUUAAAUUAAACCUGUUUAAAUAUUGUUGCAGAAAGCUCUAUUUGUAGAGGCAAAUGAUAGGCAGACUGCCGGGUUCUUGUAAAUGCACCUCGUACAUGGACAUUCUGUGAACCUAGUAGUCGCAUUCUUCUUGCAGCUCCUUUUACAAAAAGCAUCCUAAGAAGUUUUAAAAUGUGAAGGAAAAAAAAAAAAAAGUUAUUUUUUCAAAGCAAGAACAUAAUUUACUCUCCUCUUACUUAACGUAUUUAUAAGGUUUUCCAAACAAAUCAGAUCAGUUAGAACAAUGUGACGACGCUGCAGACUUGCUUUGAGAUGCAUUCCUUCUAAGGGUACUGGGAGAGAAUGUCACUGAUGAUUCAGGGCUACUUCUGACGUUUGUAUGUUGCUGCUGUCCCCAAGGAUGGUGGGGACUUAUUUUGCCUUACCUGAUCUCAAAUUAUACGGGGGGGAGGGGGGAGAUUUCGUGUUUCUUUAAAUGAAAAAAGAAUUAGGUUUUGCUCGUUUCAGAGCAAUGGAAAUACAGUGGAAGGUUGACCGUGUGGCGCGUGGGGCGAGGGCCUUCACGGGCAUCCUCGCGCUGUGUGGCAGCCGUCAGCUUUCACUUUGCAUCACUAUUCUUCACUUUUGCUGCUGAGCCUAGCUGUACAAACUUGCACUUUCAUUUGCUAAUAUAAAUUCAAUUUUAUUUUCCCAUAUAAGAGACAACUAAUGACUAAAUGUAGAAAGGGAGGGAACACUGAGGAAAUACAUGUGUGUACGUGGAAUGUUUAAAAAAGAAAGAUAAACUUAUACCAGUAUAAUGUGUUGGUUUUGUUAAAAGACGGAUUGGUUCAGCUACUAGAUUGAAUGAGAGACUAUUCAUCUCUUGGACUGUUUCUUUUAAAUCCAAGUGUAUGAUUUUUAGCAACAGCUUGUACUUUGUUAAAACAUUAACUUGGGUUUUUUCUGUAUUCUCAGUUGUCUGUGUACACAUAGUCAUUGUAUUAAAAAAAAUUCUGUUCAACAAA